CAUCUAUCCAGUAACCACUUGGCCAUGACCCCCCACGUCGCCCGUUCCUCCGUCAUUGUGUCGAGAGAUCAGACUACGUGAUGUCGACCUUUGAUGGGGUUGUAGAAGAAUUCCCCGAAAUCCAAAUCGAUUACUUCCGAAAAAAUCAAGAUAGGCCGCCUCUGGCAUGCUUUCUCAGCCAUGUCCACAGUGACCACCUUCAAGGGCUGGAGUCUUUUCGCUCCCCUUUCAUCUACUGUUCGGCGGCGACUAAAGAGUUGCUUCUACGCAUUGAAAAAUAUCCCCAUCGGAUGAAUUUCAACAAAGGAAUCCUGGAGGCACGACGACUACACUAUAAACACCUAUCCAAACUUCUGAGACCGAUCCCUUUGGACACUCCAACGGAAAUCGAGCUGACUCCCCGGGUCUCAAUCCGGGUCACGCUUCUAGAUGCCAACCACUGUACCGGGGCAGUGAUGUUUCUGAUCGAAGGCGAUGGAAAAGCAAUCCUAUACACAGGAGACAUCCGCGCUGAAACCUGGUGGGUCAACAGCCUCGUCCGACACCCGGUUCUUAUCCCGUACACGCUGGGGAGAAAGAGCCUCGACAACAUAUACAUCGAUAAUACUUUUGCACGCCAGUCGCACAUCUACCGGUCCUUUCCGUCUAAAGCGGAGGGGCUAGCGGAACUUUUGCAAAAGGUCACGUCUUACCCAUCAAACACGGUCUUCUACUUUCGAGCGUGGACCUUCGGCUACGAAGAGGUGUGGACUGCGCUGUCAGCGGCUCUAAAUUCUAAGAUACACGUGGAUCGGUACCAAAUGGGCAUAUACAAGGCUCUAACAUCCCCGGGGAAGGGCGAUGGUAUAGCAGCCUCGCUCUGCGGGUUUGCACUCGGGAAUAGAGUAGUUACAGGCUGCCUUAGCGACGACGAAAACGCUCACGUCCAUAGCUGUGAACCAGGCCUGAAUUGUCCGGUGCUAUCUUCCGAAAACACGGUCUUCAUAACCCCAAUUGUCAACCGAACCAGAGACGGGUCCCAACUCCCCGAGGUCGGCGCUGGCGGUGGAGGUGGAGACUUGUACCAGACCCACGACCUUGAGCUCCCAGACCAGUCAGCCCUAGACCAGCUGGACAAGCUGUGUCUUGAGCGCACCCACGACCCCCGUGCGUUGGAGCAAGUAAGGAAGACACUCGCGCAGGCAUUUUGGUCAAAGAGCCGAACGCUCUCGCUCGACCGGUAUGGAAUCAAAGACGAACACGACAUACCUCUUGAGAACCUCAUCAACGUCCUCAGUCGGGGUUCUACGGGCGGGAGUCGGUGGGAUUUCAGGGAUACCAGGCCAUCGGACCCGCUGCCCAAGGUUAUUCACUUUCCCUACUCCCGUCACUCCUCCUACGCCGAACUCUGCGGACUGGUCGCUGCAUUCCAUCCAAAGGAGGUGUUUCCAUGCACAGUCGACGCGGGAACUUGGAAUGAAGAUAUCUCAAUGGAGAGACUGUUUGGACAUUUGUGCACGGGGACAAGCUUUUCCCACGACAACUACAUGCGAGACAUAGCCAACAGUGGCCAACGGAAGCGGCGUCGAUUAUCGAGCAAUGGGAUGACAACGUUUCACCAAGAACAAAACCCCACCUUCCAGCAGUAUAACACCCCUCCAACCCCUCCAACCCCAACACCACCAUCACCAGCGCACCCAAGCCCCCCACCAGCCGUGCCCAACACCCUCGCAUUCCCCACCUCCAACAAGGAAACAAGACGCGCAAAACACGACGAAAUCCGUCUCGCACGGCGUUUCCUCCAAAACAAUAACAACAAUAACGACAACAACUCACCCGAAGCACAAAAGACUCACAUUGAACUCGAAUCCCUCCCAUCCUCUUGGACCAGCAACGACACCACAACGUCUCAGGGUCAGAACCAAUCCCAAAAUAUAACCGCCCCAGCAAAAAGUCCCUCACCAGCACGCGACGACACCACCGAUCUCAACCUCAACCCUAUCCCUAGCAUCGACGCCCCAAAUCCUCACUCGCAAACCCCGUCCAUCACCUCCUCCUCUUUACCUUCCCAAGACCAACAGCAGCAGCAGCAGCAGCAUCCCCUCACCGAAACCAACACCGAAUGGCCCAUCGACGACCUCGAACCCAACCAUAAUAAUCACCACGAAACGGAAACAAACCCCCACCGCCACGCAGCCUACCUCGCCGCACAAGCAGAUAGUUACGAUGCGUGGGCAGACGUGGGACUCGUUUCCGCGGGCGACAAUCACUGUGUGGAGGAGGUUGAGUUGUAAAUUAUAGCUAGGAGGUCCU
Molecule: messenger RNA, 2292 nt
Organism: Aspergillus candidus
Lineage: Eukaryota; Fungi; Ascomycota; Eurotiomycetes; Eurotiales; Aspergillaceae
Product: putative DNA repair protein
Exons: 9
Coding region: 81-2273 (730 amino acids)
Biological process (GO): interstrand cross-link repair; protection from non-homologous end joining at telomere; double-strand break repair via nonhomologous end joining
Molecular function (GO): 5'-3' DNA exonuclease activity; damaged DNA binding
Source: RefSeq, a predicted model, not a curated record